Peromyscus maniculatus bairdii (prairie deer mouse) is the source of this 1598-nucleotide messenger RNA. The record is from RefSeq and is a predicted model, not a curated record. NCBI's taxonomy places the organism in Eukaryota, Metazoa, Chordata, Mammalia, Rodentia, Cricetidae.
CGCCACCUCACCCUCCACAUUCACCCCACACACACUCACCCCACACACACACGCACGCACACACUCACACCCCAAACACACACACCCCGGCGUCUCUACGAAGGUGGGUCCUCUUCCCCCGCCGUCCCUUCCCCACUUCCGGCGGAAGCGGCCUCAACAAGGGAAACUUUAUUGUUCCGCGGCAGCGCCGGCGACGAUGUCGGUGAAUUACGCCGCCGGGCUGUCACCGUACGCGGACAAGGGCAAGUGUGGGCUGCCCGAGGUCUUCGACCCGCCCGAGGAGCUGGAGCACAAGGUGUGGGAGCUGGCGCGGCUCAUGUGGCAGUCCUCCAGGGUGGUCUUCCACACGGGCGCCGGCAUCAGCACGGCCUGCGGCAUCCCCGACUUCAGGGACAAGCUGGCGGAGCUCCACGGAAACAUGUUUGUAGAGGAAUGUCCCAAGUGUAAGACGCAGUACGUGAGAGACACGGUCGUGGGCACCAUGGGCCUCAAGGCCACGGGCCGGCUCUGCACGGUGGCCAAGGCCAGGGGACUCCGGGCCUGUAGGGGGGAGCUGAGGGACACCAUUCUGGACUGGGAGGACGCCCUGCCUGAGCGGGACCUGACGCUCGCUGACGAGGCCAGCAGGACCGCAGACCUGUCAGUCACCCUGGGCACCUCGCUGCAGAUCCGUCCCAGCGGGAACCUGCCCCUUGCCACUAAGCGCCGGGGAGGCCGUCUGGUCAUUGUCAACCUGCAGCCCACAAAACACGACCGCCAGGCUGACCUGCGCAUCCACGGCUAUGUGGACGAGGUGAUGAGCAGGCUCAUGAAGCAUCUGGGGCUGGAGAUCCCCACCUGGGAAGGACCCCGCGUGCUGGACAAGGCCCUGCCACCCCUGCCGCGCCCAGCUGCACCCAAGGCUGAGCCCCCUGUGCAUUUCAAUGGCUCGGUGCACGCUCCAUGUAAGCCAGAGCCCGACAGCCCUGUACCCCACAGGCCCCCCAAAAGAGUGAAGACCGAGGCUGUCCCCAGCUGACCCGAGUGUGUGGGGCGGGAGGGGUACUUGUAGGAACCACACAUGUUGGGAGUUUUUGUUUUGUUUUUUAUGUGCUGUGCACUGAGCCCAGACUUGCACAUGCCAUGCCCCGCCUUUUUCAAAUUUUUCUUUGAGACCUGGGCUCCCUAAAUCGGUCAGGCUGGCCUUGAACUUGCUGCUGUAGCCCAGGCUGGCCUGGAGCUAGCGCCCUGCCCACCCUCAGCCUCCACAGUAGCAGGGAUGGCAUGCGGACGCCACCGGGCCCAGCACAGCCCUUCCGAGUCUCACUGUGCCCCUUGUCCGGGACCCUCCGUGGAGUCUCACGGAGUCCCACGGCGGGUGGAAGAGGCUGUGUCCCAGGGCUGGGGAUUCGCGUGCCUCUCCACCCGCCACACCCCGCUUGUGACUCAGGAUGUGCCCGAGGGGCAGCCACACACUCCACCCCCACCCCCUUGACCCAGAGCCACCGGGGAUGUCUGUGCAUUGGAGGGACCCGGGACCCAUCCGCGCUGGGGCCCCCGGCUUCCAGGAGCCCCCACUGCAAUAAACACAGAAUUCCUUUCAUUUCUUUUAAAUUUUA